Trematosphaeria pertusa is the source of this 1658-nucleotide messenger RNA. RefSeq lists its product as uncharacterized. The coding region runs from base 177 to 1604 and encodes 475 amino acids. The record is from RefSeq and is a predicted model, not a curated record. The transcript is spliced from 3 exons. Lineage: Eukaryota; Fungi; Ascomycota; Dothideomycetes; Pleosporales; Trematosphaeriaceae.
CGCCAAGGAAGAUGGAGCGCUUUCCGCGAAGAGACAUUCUUCAACACCUGGAAUGCGAAAUAGCGGAGAGAUUAUCACUCCACUCCAUCGAUCCUUCCUAGGCGGGCCGCUGACUCUGCGGCUCACUCGUCAAUGCAGAUUGAGGUCAGGGGCUCCUGCUGUUCCCUGCCUCGUAGAUGCCCCUGCCACAUAUCGAGGAAAUGGGUGUAGAGCACCCGCUUCCUCAUCACGCACUAUCAUCUCCGACAACACCUGGCCCUCGUCGCCUUGUCCACACAAACAUCUACCUUGCCUCUAUCGCUUCCGGACGCCUGUCCAACUCACCAUGGCUUCUCCUGUUCGUUUUUCCGAUCAGAUGGUCUCUAGCAACUUCAAGACCGGCGUGGUGUACACGUUGGACGAGGUCAGGGGAGUUAUUGAGCCGCUCUACACUAGCCAACCGCAGUGUCUUAUGUCUCUGGGGGUUCGUGGAAUCUCUUAUUGCAUCUGGAUAUGAGAUCUAUGAGCUAUCGGUUAGUAAUCACAACACACUUUGGGCUAUCCUUGACACAAAUCCGCAGUCUCGCCCACUUCAAGGCGUUCGACUUGCAGCCGGCGGCGUAGGUGCGCCGUUGGCGGGAGCAAUGCCACCACGGGGCACCCGCGAAAUCGAUUCUGCCACGAUUCCAGAGUGGGCACGCGAGCUGUCUGAUACUCAAUACGCAAUAUCCGUACGUCAUUUACGCUUUGACGAUGAUUUCGAAUUGGAGGAUGACAGCGAUCGGGAUCUCAUUAAUCAGGUUCUCGAUCGAAGCGGUCCGAAUAUACUCCCCGAUAGGGGCCAGGAUCCACACCGCUGUCCGGCAAUGUGCGACACUGUACCGAUGCCCGGUUAUCGUCAUUGCCACUUCCACCUUCACUACGCGUGCAAGCAGGUUCAGCAUCCCACAAAGUCAAAAUGGAUGGAGCAGCUGAGUUGGUUGAGGAAGUUUGCCCGGGAGGUGCCGGACAACCUUUGGGUUGUCGACGUGGAGUAUUCGAUGUUCAAUUUCGCCUGCCCCGUCGCUUGGGACAUCACCUUUCGGCGAUUCUCGGAUAGGCGGGUCAUAUUGCACAGUCGCAUCAACUACGCUGGAGCAACAGUCGAUGAGCUCAUAGGGCUAUAUUACAGUGUAUGCCCUCCCGGCUUUCGCCUGGCUGCGCAGACUGAGAGCAGGAUACGGGCCUCUUUCAAACGGCUCUACCCGGCAGGGUUUGCUGCUGGGCUUACAUUCAAACAGAUACGAGCUCGAUUGCUCGAGCAAGGCUUCGAUCCUCUCACUCAUUGUCUGCUGGCUUACGGGAUAUCCUUGGAUCUACAAGUGGUUUGGAAGGUCCUGGCAGGAAUUGAUGAGCCGUUCUGUGCCCCGUAUGGGAAGGAAGACUUCCAAAUGGGCGAGAUCGCGUACACGUGCUUACAGCCAGUCAACGCCCACUAUCUGGCGCGCAAUAUGCUUCAUUGCAAGCGCUACCGGUUGACCGAUGUUUAUCGAACAUUAUUCGGGCUCGAGGAUCAGGAUCCCCACUUCUCCUACUCUGCUACCCUCCUCUUCCUCGAUAUCAUCUACAUUUUCGUCGCAUUCUGAUUUGGAGAUAGCAUUCUCGCCGGUUAGGUGACUAGCGAGUCGCGCACGCACUAG